Messenger RNA from Babesia microti strain RI, 684 nucleotides. RefSeq names its product CSNK2B, casein kinase II subunit beta. Gene Ontology annotation, cellular component: cytoplasm; protein kinase CK2 complex. Gene Ontology annotation, molecular function: protein kinase regulator activity. Lineage: Eukaryota; Apicomplexa; Aconoidasida; Piroplasmida; Babesiidae. The transcript has 4 exons. The coding region runs from base 1 to 684 and encodes 227 amino acids. The record is from RefSeq and is a predicted model, not a curated record.
AUGGAUGAAUGGAACAACUACGAUGAAGAAACCAAUCUUAUGGACUGGAUUCCCUGGUUCACCAAUUUGGAAGGACACGAGUUUCUCGUACAGGUUGAUGAAUUGUAUAUAAGAGAUAAUUUUAACAUGUGUGGUUUGAAGACCAUUGAACAUUAUGAUGAGGCUAUGGAUAUGAUCCUAGGCUCUGCGCCUUCCGAGGAAGUCUUUUUAGAUGAUAAGUUUUUGCAUAUAUAUCGUAGUGCAACCGAUUUAUACGGGUUAAUACACUCCAGAUACAUCGUUUCACCCAAGGGGCUUCAACUAAUGAAGGAUAAGUAUUUGCAGGGAGUUUUUGGUCAGUGCCCAAGACUCAAGUGUGAUAGGCAAAAUCUACUACCAGUUGGAUUUAGUGAUUAUUUACACAAUCAUCGUGUAAAAGCUUAUUGCCCGAGAUGUCAAGAAGCAUAUAUUAUUAAAUCAGGAGAGAUAAAUGCAGAUUUGGAUGGAGCAUUUUUUGGAAGAUCAUUCCCUCAUAUAUUUUUGCUAAACUUCACAUACUUGAUACCGAAUGAACCUCCAACGCCAUACGUUGCCAAAAUAUUUGGAUUCAAAGUACGCGAUAUAAAUUCUCUCAUUCAGAUAAAGUUGGAUAAUGGUGAAUUUGGUGAUAAUGUGAGCAGCAAGGUUAAGAGGAUAGCAUAUUAG